Molecule: messenger RNA, 1228 nt
Organism: Ectocarpus sp. CCAP 1310/34
Lineage: Eukaryota; Phaeophyceae; Ectocarpales; Ectocarpaceae
Source: the annotation of a GenBank genome assembly
CCCCCAAACAGAACGCCAUUGCCGAGAGCGCCAUCUGGCGUGCGAUGAAGGGGGGCCACGCCGCGCGACGCCACAUCCUCUCCAUGCCCCACGUCGACCUCGCCUCCGUCCCCAACAUCGGCGCCAACGGACAACGCCUGUGGCUCUCGUCGGCGCUCUGGGCAUCCGGUUGUUUCAACCGCUCCGCGACGAAGGCCAAUCAGGGCUGGAUGUCGCCGUUCGAGGCCUUCUUCGGCCGGAAGCCGCCCCUCACCGUCGUCCCCUUUUUCCAGGAGGGUAGGAUGCGCGUGAAGCGGGCCACCAAGGCGGACGUCCAAUCCGCGAGGUGCUUCUACCUGCACGGCGCCAACAACCACUCGACGUCUACCGCCGUCGUUCUCCGCGCUGACACCGGUCGCCUCGCCCUCACCAACAACGUCGUGUGGGUCAACCGCCGGGCAGGAGCGCCGGCGCCGGUGCCGGCCAUCGGGGGGGGUUCUUCGGUCACCGCGGCGCCCUCGCCGGCCGCCGCCGUACCUGCGGCCGCUGCCGCACCGCCGCCGCCCCCGCCAGCGAUCACCUACACGUACACUUCGCAUGCCCCAACGACUACGGCAGCGCCGCCCGCUUCCCCGUCGAUCUUCACAGGAUCUUCAGCGCCGUCACCGAUCUCCGUCGCACCAUCCUCAGCCCCGCCGUCGACCGCAGCCAUGCCACCCCGUUCGCCGCCAGGCCUGACGCCGCCGCCGCAGCCCGCCAACGCCGCCACCCCCGCUCCUUCGCACCCGCCGCUGACAUCGCGCGCCUUCAGGGAGUUGGGAGGAUCGAAAGAAUGGCGUGGGGCAGCUGGAAGGGUUCACGGCGCCCAGAACGACGGCGGUAGCCGUCGAGUGGUUGUUGUCGCCGUGCAAGUAGAAGCAACGCAUGGAUUGGACGUCCGCUUUGAUGGCGCGCUUGACCCGCAUCAUCCCCUCCUGGAAAAAAGGGACGACGUUGAGCGGCGGCUUCCUGCCGAAGAAGGCCUCGAACGGCGACAUCCAGCCCUGAUUGGCCUUCGUCGCGGAGCGGUUGAAACAACCGGAUGCCCAGAGCGCCGACGAGAGCCACAGGCGUUGUCCGUUGGCGCCGAUGUUGGGGACGGAGGCGAGGUCGACGUGGGGCAUGGAGAGGAUGUGGCGUCGCGCGGCGUGGCCCCCCUUCAUCGCACGCCAGAUGGCGCUCUCGGCGACGGCGUUUUGUUUGGGGGUGU